AUGGAUGCCCAAUAUCCCUUUGCUUCACGCGACGAUAUCUGGCGUGUAUUCGACGAGCUCAAGGAGCUGCACGCCACUCAGUUCGAGCAGGCGGAGCGGAUUGCUCGACUGGAGCGGCGGAGGGAUGAGGAUGCGAGAUUGAAGAGUGUCUGGGGUCCAUUAUCGCCUUUUCCUAGCGCAAUUGGAGGCGCAAUACCAACAGAGCCGACGUUCCAUCCCCACGCUGAUGCGUUCAAGGGUUUCGACCAGGGGCAGAAUCACGGAAUGGUGAGUAGUGCAAUGGGGUUAGAUAGCGAAGAGGAGCCAAGGCGCGGUGCGUCCAGAGCAAACAGCGUUAGAUUCGAUGAAAGUGCAAUCCACGGGUACUAUGGACAGGCCAGUCGAUCGAGUAGCGAGCUUCCGCUGAGGACAGGAAGCGGAAUGGGAAGCCAUCCGCUGACCGAACGAUCUUUGUCUCAUCGCUCCGAUGGGAGGCAGAGUUCGUCGGGAUUUUCUCAUCAUUCGGCUCGUACCAACAGCCUGGGUCUGGAGACGACUAGUAAAAUGAUGAGCUCUUCGGCUGGCGGAUCUCCUCUUAUCCCUCCGCCUGGCCUUUUCCUCCUGGGCCCCGUGCCGUGUAUCAUUCGGUGCUGGCUGACAACCAACUUCUCCAACGAGUCGCUCCUCUAUGCCGCCGUGUGCUCGGGCUCCUAUGCUUCGUCUUUGGGCUAUCCGAUGGUUAGGAAACUCGGCCUGGACGACCUCAUCACGCAGGAGGAAGACUCACAGUACAUCAAGCUCCCGUUGUACCUUCCGGAAGCCAGUCUCCAUCAGUCAUCCUCUCGUUCCAGCAGCCCACUGCCGCAGCUCCCAGCUUUGACAAUCCGGUUCCUCGUUCGUGACGUCGAUCCCAACGACGCUUCCAUCCAGAUCAUUCUUGGAAGCGAUGUGCUUCGGUCCCACAACGCUGACGUACUGUUCUCACAAGACAAGAUCAUCAUGGUUGAUGACGAGAGAAAUAAGAUUUCCAUCCCUCUAGUGCGCCCCGAAAAUGACUCGGCUUUCAAGAACUUAAGCACCGUGUCUGAAACGCCCCCUGUCGACCGUGCCGCAAACCAGGGCCCUCCUGUAGAUCAGCCUCCUACCAAUGGACAGCCCGCGAGUCCCCCUCGGCAAACCGUAUCCGCACCUGUGUCGGCCAGGGUUUCUAUUGAAGAACCCGAGGAUACUCGGAAGCCUCACUUUGCCACCCCUCUCGAAACAACUGGGGACCCCAGCACCCAACAGACACAGACAAAACCAACCGCAGCGAUGGACUCCCAGCCUACCUCACCUGCUAAACCCGAAGGUGCCGGAGUUUGGAGCUCGUGGAGACGUGACCCCAAGUUAGAUCCGAAUGCUUCCGCAACGGGCACAUCGUCCAGGGGACGUACGAUGAAAGUCUUGCGACCCACAAAGUCCUCUUCGCGGGUGACGUCGACGGCAACAGCUCUUAGUAGCGCCGGCGCUGAUAACACAGAUUCGCCAACGUCGCAGCCGGAACCUGUUCGUCAGUCCAGCCAGCCAGCAUCUAGAGGCGCUUCAGACGAGGCCCGAGCAAGCAAACAGUGGGCGUCUAAUCCAAUCGGCGGUGCAUCGGCGUUUGGCUGGCUCAAUUCGUCUCAGCCAUCGAAACGUGUCGUGACGAACCCAAAGUAA
Aspergillus wentii DTO 134E9 is the source of this 1677-nucleotide messenger RNA. RefSeq lists its product as uncharacterized. The transcript is spliced from 2 exons. Lineage: Eukaryota; Fungi; Ascomycota; Eurotiomycetes; Eurotiales; Aspergillaceae. The record is from RefSeq and is a predicted model, not a curated record. The coding region runs from base 1 to 1677 and encodes 558 amino acids.